Molecule: messenger RNA, 888 nt
Organism: Colletotrichum phormii
Lineage: Eukaryota; Fungi; Ascomycota; Sordariomycetes; Glomerellales; Glomerellaceae
Exons: 8
Coding region: 1-888 (295 amino acids)
Source: RefSeq, a predicted model, not a curated record
AUGGGUGACUUCCACAAUAUUGACAACAAACAGUCUAUCGUUGAUUCCCUGGUUACAUUGCGGUCGAGUAUUCUUGACUAUCGGAGGGAAAACGGACGCACGUACCAGAAGUACUAUCUUCCUAACGAUGAGAUUUUGGACGCGCAAGCCAACAACCCAACACAGAUUUCGCCAACCUUUUAUGGAUACUUACAUGGGACGGAAAUCUAUGCAACUGCCCCAAAGUUAAGGGUGCCAGGCGAGUUUUGGAUGUUGGAACUGGGACGGGCAUCUGGGCCCUUGAUUAUGCGGACGCUCACCCUGAAGCAAUCUUUCAUCGACGAGGCAUGUCAGGUUAUUGGUGUUGAUCUGAGCCCUAUCCAACCCGCCUUAUCAAUGGUUGGAAGUUUCAAAAGCUGGUCCGACACUAUCAAGCAAGCCUACGACAACCUGGAACCGGGAGGGUAUCUUGAGAUCCAAGACAACGAGUUUCCCAUCUUCUGCGAUGAUGGUUCCAUGCCCGCAGAUCCUAAAGUCCUGAAGUGGACUCAGCUCGUCAUUGAAGCCACGAACAUUGUGGGGAAGUCAAUGACUGUUGCGCCUACCUUCAAGCAGUUACUCGAGGAUGCCGGAUUUGAAGAUGUCCAGGGACGCCAAGAGAAAUGGCCUAUUAGCCCAUGGCAGCAAAACAAUUCGAAACAGAGGGAGCUGGGGAACUGCUGCCGAGCGGGCACCAUGGAAGAAGGCCUUGAGCCGAUUUGCAUGGCCUUGUUCACGCGCGGUUUUGGCUGGACUCAAGAUGAGGUCGUGGCGUUCUGCGCAGGGGUUAGAGAGGAAUUGACACAGCAGACCGUUCACGGCUACUUCAAUGCAUAUUACGAUAUUACAACCGGCGGCAAGAACCAUUAG